CGCAAAAUCUGCAGAAACUCACGUGCUGACUUUCAUAUGGUAUGCUGCCAAUAAAACAAGCAUGAGGGCGGUGGCAAGUCGCUUUGAUCUGUCAGAGUGUUCUGUUCACAGAAUCCUGAUAAGGGUGGCUGACUUUCUCCUCACCAUGGGUCCAUCUGUUGUGACGUUUCCUUCCAACAUGGAAAAACUGUCGAGUGAAUUCCAGAAGGUGUCUGCAAUCCCUGGUGUUGUUGGCUGCCUUGACGGCUCCUAUAUCAAAAUACAAUGCCCAGACAACAAGGUCUCUUCUACCUACUGCAACCGGCACCAUUACCUUUCAAUAACCCUUCAAGCGGUUUGUGACCACAAAAGACGAUUUGUUGACACCUGCAUUGGAAGCUCCAGCAAAAUUCACGAUUCUCGAAUCUUCAAGCUAUCAUCACUUUCAAAGAAACUUCCCAAACUGUGCGAGGACAAUGCGUACCACCUGCUUGGAGACGCAGCCUAUCCCCUCAGGCCGUACCUUCUGACUCCAUUCAGAGACUAUGGAGCGUUGUCAAAGGCACACAUGGAUUUCAACAAAAAGUUUUCAGCAACGAGGGUGCUAAUAGAAAACAGUUUUAGCAACCUAAAGAAAAGAUUCCGUCAACUAAUCUACCUUGAGCUCCGCACCGUAGAGUGGCAUCUGUCUCGCGUGUGUGCUUGUUGCAUACUGCAUAACUUAUGCAUUGAGUGCGGAGAUUUGGAGCCAGAUGAACCAGAUGAUGAUGUAUCACCUCAAGAUGUCCAGUGGCAUCCACAGUCAUGCACCGAUGACCUGGAUGAUACUGCCGAAGAAACUUUGUUGCGCAGACUGGGAGAAAUAAAAAGGAGGAAGGUGCUGGAAGCAGUGCUGCAAAAGUAG
Molecule: messenger RNA, 883 nt
Organism: Dermacentor andersoni
Lineage: Eukaryota; Metazoa; Arthropoda; Arachnida; Ixodida; Ixodidae
Source: RefSeq, a predicted model, not a curated record